AAACUAUAAAAUAUAAUUUAUAUAAUGUAAAGUGACUGUUUUCUAUUCAGUGUUUUGUUUCUAAGUGUCUGGAGGAAGUUGUGUAAGUUGAUGAUGGAGGAAACUUUCCUCCAGGGACCGCUGCUCCUCCUGCUGCUCCUCCUCCUCCUCCUGCUCCUCCUGCUCCUCCUCCUCCUCUGCACGCUCCGGACCUCCAGCCUCUCCAGCGGGACACUCUCACAGCACGCACCGGGCGGUAGUGGACCUUCGUCAGGGCUCCUUGUGCAGCAGCUCCCCGGCCUCUGUGCCUCCUUCGUCCCGGCUUGUGACCGACCCUCCUCGGCUGUGGAGGAACCCGCUGCGGGGACACGAGCGAUGGACACGUCCCGUUAGAAGUUGGAAAGUCUCCCAUCGAGCAGAGCCGGCGGCCGUGCCCGCCUCGGAGGCCAUGGGCUGCGGCUUGAGGAAGCUGGAGGACCCGGAGGACAGCACACCCGGGAAGAUCUACUCCACCCUGAAGAGAGCUCAGGUGGAGACGAAGACGGACACCGUGCUGGAGUAUGUCCUGCUGGACUUCAGCCUGGAAGGCAGCCGCCCGACGGUGCAGUACGUGGGGUCCCUGUCCGAGCUGCCUCAGGCCCUGCAGCCGUACUACACGCAGGGCUACGUCCUGACCGCCCUGCACCCCAUCAUCCUGUCUGUGGGCCGGACGCGCUCGAUGCCCUUCAGCCUGCUGUACCGCGCCAUCCUGGCCCGACCCAGACCCAGCAGGCAGACGGCCUCCAUGUGUCACAGUGUCCCGGUGCUGCGGGUGGAGGAGUGGCCUCUACCUGGCGACUCGCUGACGGGCGACACCGUCCGAGCGCUCAUCGACCGGGUGAACAGCAGCGCACGAGGGGGCGUUCGAUUCGUGGGCUCGGUCCUCCAGCAGGUGAGCGGGGUCACGAACGGCCGGGUGCACAGUCCGAAGAGGGGCUGUCGCUCUCCUCCGCGCUCCCCCCCCCGGACUCCUCCAGGAGACGCAGAGCAGGAGGACAACACCUACAGUCCUGACUUGAGGUUGCUGGUCUUCUUCCACUCCUGGGCUCCAGGCUGUGCUCCUCUGGACUCUCUGGCCUGUCAGUACCACCAGGGGGCGCUCUCCAUGCGUGUGUCCAGGAAGGGUCAGGUGGUCAGUGCCCUGGAGGCCGACUGGCUGGAGCUGACCACCGCCUACUACCGCAAAGGCUGGUCACUGGUGGACUCCUUCGUGUACUGGGACACGCCGAGAGGUGAGCCAGUGCCCAGAUCCCUGGAGGGUUUGUUUGUUUACGAGGAGAGAAGCACGUCUCCUCCCGCCAACGACACCAUCGUGGUGGAGCAGUGGACGGUCAUCGAGGGCUCCAACGUGAAGACGGACUACGGGCCCCUUCUUCACACCCUGGCCGAGUUCGGCUGGCUGCUCACGUGUGUCCUGCCCACGCCCAUCAUCCGACACGACAGUGACGGGAACUUGGCCACGAAGCAGGUGGUGUUUCUGCAGAGGCCCGUCCGAGGUCAGCCUGCCGGGCAGCAGAGGAACCAGACUCUGUCCGUCCACAGCGACGUGUCCAGUCGCUCGGUGAGCCGCUCGGUCAGCAGCGCCACCGUCCCGCCCGAGGAGCUCUCCCCCGCCGCCGGAGGCAUCGGCGGCUUCCCCGUGUUCGGGGGGGGGUACCCCAGCGCCCUGUCCCGCCUGGAGGAGAACGGCUUCGAGCAGGAAGAAGGGAAAGCCGAGGUCACGUGUAUGUGAGCGGGAAAACAGACGGAUCUAACUUUUCCUCCGGGAUUCAAACUGUGUUGGAUCAACGGAGAAGAGACUUGAAGUCUCCACAGACUCUUCAUCUGACGUUGUGUUGCUUUUAAAACUCUGCACUUUUUUUUAUGUUUUUAUUGAAGCCAUAAUGAGGUUUUAUUUAGAGACUGAUCUGAAUAUGAACCACACAAACACACACACAGACACACACACACAGCUAUGAAGCACAAACUGAUUUCUACACGUUAUGGAAUCAACACCGGGGACAAUCAAGGGAUUCACCUUUUUUUUGACCAAUAUCACUUUUUUCCUUCUCUUUGGUUUUUCAGUUUCACACAUUUUUUCUCAAUUGAACAGAGAAAGUUCUCAAGACUUUUUAUUGCUGCGUCCAGAUGUUUUAUAACCUUCAUAUCUCACCUCAGGUCAGACUCGGCUCCUCUCUUCCAGAAUAUUUGGUACUGACAGUUUGCAGGUUGGCGAGUGACAGUUACUAUGACCAGAGGAUUUUAUAGACACACUCAUGAUGCUCAAUCUGAGCGGGGGGGCCAUAAUGCAUUUGUUUGACAGUAUUUAAUAUUUGUUCGGUUGCUGUUGGUGUUACACAUUUAUUUUCUCUUCUGUUGAAUCUGCUGCUUUCUGCUUUAGAGCGUAGAUGGUACUGACGUGGAACAACAUGUUCCUUUAUCACCACACACACACACUGUUUAGUUUGAUUCAGUCUCACACACACUCACACACACACACACACACUAUAUAUAUAUAUAUAUAUAUGUAUAUUGGUUGAAGUCAUUACCUGAAAAACAGUGUCCAGCUGUUAACUGAAAUGAUUUGACCCUUUUGAAAAACUUGGUUUAAAACCUCUUAUUAAAGGUUUAUCUCUCCAGCAGGAACCUGUGGACAGGAUAGAAAGUAUUAACUCAACUCACUGUUGGUUCUGUUCAUUUCUUAGGAUUUGUUGACAAUGUAAAAUAUAGUCGUAGAUACAUUUCCUGUUAUUUUCUUAACCAACAUUAAUUUCAGUCUUUAUUCAGGAUAUAUGCAGCAAUCCUGAGAAUAAAUUCAAUACUUUUUAAGACUCUUCUAAUAUUUUUCAAGACCCCAGCGCCACUAGGAGCUGGAACCGGUGACAUCAGCGACACUAUUGAGUUUGAGGUUUCAAAAUUAAAUUAAGUUUGCCAGAACUUCUAUGUAGCACUGUAUCAACACAACAGAAGCUCAAAAGAAUAAAUUGAGUUACUAAGCCACAAAUUAUUUAUAACAAUAACAUGCUCGCUCACUCACACAUGCACACAACAGUGUUUCCCACAGGGUUUGUAGAGAUCAUGGUGGAUGGACCCUGGACCCUCUUGGAAGAGGAUAUUGUACAUUCUAAAGUAAAGAUGCAUCAAUCUGGUCCAAUUUGAGACAAAUUAAGAGGCUAGAUUGAAAUUAAAAUGGCAGAAUCCAUUGUGGUGUGAGAAACACUGCACAGACACACUGAGCAGUCAAUGGUUCAGUCAACUCUGCAAUAGGCACUUUGAUAAUACUUUAAAUAAUAAAUCUAUUUUGCAGACUGUCCCUGCUUGAACGCCAGGUAUGUUUUUGUUGCGCUGUUGUGAGGACUAGAAUAAAUGAAUUCACAAACUUUUAACAACUUUUGACAAAUAUGUUAUUCACAUUGAAAAAACAACACAUCCGUAAGCUAUUUUAUUUAGUAGCUUUAUUGUGGAAGGUUGAUGUGUAGUUCCUGUUAUAAGCAGGGUGUUGGUUGGGACUCUUGUUUUGAAGGGGGGCUCUAAUGGAGGCUUUACUUAAGACAGAGUGUUGCUGACGUCACGCAGACGUUUUACUUCCUGUGUCCGUGCGGCGACAGAUUCUGCAUCACGAAGGAACCUCCACCAGCUUCCGGUUAGAAUAACUAGUGAGUGAGAGGUUCAAGGUGGUUAUGUGACCAUGGUUAUAUGUUUUCAUCAUCAGGUUUAAUAAAUGUCAGUAUUAAUGA
Molecule: messenger RNA, 3734 nt
Organism: Platichthys flesus (European flounder)
Lineage: Eukaryota; Metazoa; Chordata; Actinopteri; Pleuronectiformes; Pleuronectidae
Gene: rftn2
Product: raftlin family member 2
Exons: 9
Coding region: 428-1750 (440 amino acids)
Source: RefSeq, a predicted model, not a curated record